CCUGCUCUGGGUCGCCCGCUUCCCUGACGGGGUGCGUGCGGGGCGCACGCGGGGUCCGCAGGCCUGGGAGCUGGAGUUCGGCCUGCAACCCCAUGGAUCAGGUUCCCGGGAAGUCGCUGAGCUGUGCGGAGAAGGAACAGCUGGAGGAAAAACUUGCACUUUUGAAAAAGGAAUACAGGAGGACUCUGGCCCGCCUCCAGCGUGCCCAAAGAGCUGAGAAGAUUAAGAAUUCUGUUAAGAAAACAGCAAGACAAGAUGGCUUUCCAGAACAGCGAAUCACAUCACAAUCAAUGCAUUCAGAGCCUAAAAAUGAAGGAUAUUUUCAUGACCGAUUACAAAUCAACACGCAGCUUACCAAAGAAACUGUAGAAAAGACAUCUCUGACCUUUGUUGAGCCUAAGUCCUUUAACCCUAAAGAUGGCUCAGAAGAAGGAUUGCUUAUACAAAAUGCAGAUGACAUCCAAGAACAUUUUCCCUAUAAAGUGAGUGACCUUGAUGGGAAGACCAGGCAGAAUGAGCUGCCAGGGGAGAGACAAAAGAAGCCCAAAAGAAUGUUUGCUUCUCAGGAGACAGAGUGUUCCUUUGACACUAAUUCAUUCAUUGCUUCUGGAAAAAGCACUAGGAAUCAGGACACAAUCAAUAGCAAAAAUCCUUGUUCAUCAGAAACAGUAAUAAGUUACCUCACAAGUCCUCAGCCUGAAACUCUGGGCUCUUCAGCACCAGCUACUGAAGCUGCUGGAGAGAUUAUAGUAAUUCCACCAAGUGCUGAAUCAGGAAGAGGAAGUCAAAUCUCCAAGGAGACCACAGUUCCUUUGCAUCUUACAUCAGACAGCAGCCAUCAUCAACACUGUUUGCCCCAUGAAGGUCACGGGGAACUUACUGCUCCAGCAUUUCAAAACAUUAGUCCUUCUCCACCCCUAGACCUGCAGGCACAAGGCAGAAAGAUAUCCAUCUGUACAGAUGACCCAGUAGUAAAUAACACUGUUGGUGCCCCCAGCCAACUUCCUAGAAGUCCUAACUUAGUGGCAGACAAUUCAUGUAGUAGAAAUGAACUCGCUUACAGUAACUCAGCAGCAAAUAUAACCCAAGACUUAAAAGAACAAAGUCAUCACACUGGAAACUCUUUAAAAUCUCCUAGUAACACUCUGGAUAGUAGAGAUCAGACUGUUCAGGAAAAGGAGGCUCUAAGCCAGUCUGAGAGUCUUACUCUGGAACCAGGCUCUCCUGCUUCUACAGAAAUUCAAGCACAUUCUUGCACAAUGAUUGAAGGCCUUCUGUUUCCUGCAGAAUACUAUGUUAGAACAACACGUCGCAUGUCAGACAGCCAGAGGAAAAUAGCUCUGGAAGCUGUGAUUCAAAGUCACUUGGGUGUCAGAAAGAAAGGGUUUAAAAAUAAAGAAAAAGGAGCAACUAAAAGUGUAAAGCUUUCUAGUGAAGCUGACCAAAAUGAAAUCAGCAUGUCAGACACAAGCUCAGGACUGUCAAGUUCAGGUCCUUCUCAGGAACCUCUGUCACAAAGUGAAGUCUGCUCUCCCUCAGCAUCCCCUGAAAACAGCCACUGCCCUCGGAGGCCUGUCACCAAGUCAUCUAGUAGAAGACACAGAGGAAAAAGGAAGUCAGCCCACACCUUGUCACUAGAUCAGUGUGAACAGCUUUUGCCAUCUUCGAGCACAUUUGGUGUAAAGUGGUUCAAUUUUCACCAGAGUGAAAAUGCAACAAUUCAUGAUUUUCAGUUACCUGAUGAGGACUUUGGGCCUCUGAAGCUUGAAAAACUGAAGUUCUCAGAGAAACCCAUUCAACCUCUUGAAUCAAAAACGUAUGCAAAGAAGUUUCUUAAAGAGCAACGGAUUCCUCAGUGCAUAACUGCAGAAGUGAAGGAGUUGGAAGAACCUACUUCUGUCCCAGGAAGAGCACAUCCUCAAAUGCCAAGCCCAGAGAGCCAGACUCCCCGCAAGGGCCUUUCUUCCUCCAUGGUCCUCUUCACUCCUUUAAACACUGCUGCUGCUGCUGGUGAUGAGAGUACCAGGCCUGCCUCAGACCUGUGUUCCCCAGCUUUCCCCACCCUGGGCACCACUCCAGCUUCCAGCUCUCAGGCAUCCUGUGAAGGAAUGUCUGCCCAGGUUGAUGGACCAGCUUGCUCCCUGCCCCACCUUUCUCCCUCGGAAGACACAGUCAGUCUAGCUAGGGCUCCUAAACACUUGGACAGUACAGCCGACCCUCUCAAACUGGAUACCAGCCUGCGUGUGCCAGGUAGGCGAGGACAGUCUGCCUGUGACCGUGACUCUGGCCCCCAAGCAACACCUGCACCCACUGAGUCAUUCCCUUUCAGAGAAAAUCAGCUGUGUGGAAACGCAUGCCUGGCGUUGCCUGAGCAUUUCACUGAACAGCCCGAAACAGCACAUCUUCUGGCUGGCGAUGGCUUAAACCCAGGCAGUCUACAAUUGCUUUCAAAGUUAAAGAACCCCUGCAGUUCCUGUUCCGUGGAUGUGAGCGCCCUGUGGUGGGAACAAGCUGGCUUGAAGGAGCCAUGCAUCAUAACUGCUUGUGAAUACGCAGUUUCUCUUUGGAAGCCGCUGCAUACGUGGCAAUGGGAGAAAAUGUACACCUGGCACUUCACAGAGGUUCCAGUGUUACAAAUAGUUCCAAUACCCGAGGUUUCUAAUCUGGUGUGUGUGGCAUUGGGAACUUUGGAAAUCAGAGAAAUCAGGGCAUUGCUUUGGUCCUGUGGUGAUGAAAGUGAAAGGCACGUGCUCCUACAAUCUGGAAAUAUAAAGGCUGUGCUUGGCCUGACAAAGAGGCGGCUAGUCUGCAGCAGUGGGGUCCCCUGUGAUCAGCAAGUGGAAGUCAUGACACUGGCUGAGGAUGGCGGAAGCAAAGAAAAGCGGUUUUUGAUGCCCCCUGAAGAAACUGUGCUGACUUUCGCCGAGGUGCAGGGGAUGCAGGAAGCUCUGCUUGGCACCACUGUCAUGAGCAACGUCAUCAUCUGGAAUUUAAGGACUGGUCAACUCCUGAAAAAAAUGCACAUGGCCGAUUCUUACCAAGCCUCGGUGUGUCACAGAGCCUAUUCUGAAAUGGGGCUCCUGUUUGUGGUUUUGAGUCACCCUUGUGCCAAAGAGAGCGAGUGGUUGGGAAGCCCAGUGUUCCAGCUGGUGGCGAUCAACCCCAAGACUGCCCUGAGUGUGGGGGUGCUGCUGUAUUGCCUGCCCCAAGGGCAGGCUGGAAGGUUCCUGGAAGGGGAUGUGCGAGACCACCUCGCAGCCGCAGUCCUGACUUCUGGAACAAUUGCUGUCUGGGACUUAGUGCUGGGGCGCUGUGCUGCCCUCCUGCCACCCAGCCCAGAUCAAAAUUGGUCUUUCGUAAAAUGGUCAGCUACAGAUUCUCAUUUGCUGGCUGGACAGAAAGAUGGAAAUAUAUUCAUAUAUCGCUACUCAUGAGUUAAAAGGAAAACACUUUUCUGGGUGUAUUUGAUCUCCCAGCACUUUUGGGUGGAAAUUGGGAGAACUCCCAAGUGACAUGUAAAGGGAUGACUUGGGAUGUUUGCUGUGAUGGUGGUGGCACUGCUGGUUCAUGUUACCCUGAGGUAAAGGAUCUGGGGCACUUUGGUGAUAGCCACAUUUGCACAUUUACUUUUAAAGGUGUACAGAAAACUUCAAAUGCCAAUAAAUAUUUAUUUUCAUACA
Molecule: messenger RNA, 3680 nt
Organism: Dipodomys spectabilis (banner-tailed kangaroo rat)
Lineage: Eukaryota; Metazoa; Chordata; Mammalia; Rodentia; Heteromyidae
Gene: Palb2
Product: partner and localizer of BRCA2
Exons: 13
Coding region: 93-3434 (1113 amino acids)
Biological process (GO): double-strand break repair via homologous recombination
Cellular component (GO): nucleoplasm
Molecular function (GO): DNA binding; protein binding
Source: RefSeq, a predicted model, not a curated record